Messenger RNA from Salarias fasciatus (jewelled blenny), 1116 nucleotides. Its product is annotated as protein LEG1 homolog. The record is from RefSeq and is a predicted model, not a curated record. Lineage: Eukaryota; Metazoa; Chordata; Actinopteri; Blenniiformes; Blenniidae. The transcript is spliced from 8 exons. The coding region runs from base 43 to 1116 and encodes 357 amino acids.
UGACUUGGCUCAGUUGCUCUCUGCAGAUCCAUUGCCUCAGCCAUGCUGCGACCGGCAGUCCUCGGCCUUCUCCUGGCAUGUGCAGCCACCCUCUGCAGCUCUGCUGUGGUCCCAGAGCAAACCGUCUCACUCCUUUUCGCACAAACAGCCGGCGAUUUGAAUGAAUUUCCAAAGCAGGGUGAAACGGUGGUUGUGAACCCGUGGCAUUACCUUCACCGCAUGAGCAUGAACCGUCUGAUGAUAGCCUCUACAGCUCCCUUCAUGGGAAGCAUGGGACCAAAUCCAUCCGACGGUUGCAUGUGGGGAUUGCCAAUGCAGCUUUCAUGGCUACUGAAUUCAGGACGUCUGGCUGAUCCAACUGGUCAAACCACUUGUGGGGUAGAAACAGAGGACCGCAUGUGCAUUUCUCCUAACAGCUGGUGGGCCUGCCAGAACUACUUUGUCUCUGCAAUUCCAUUUCUGUGUGCCGCAGAGCAGGGCAUGCUGGGAGCAGGAGUGAUGGUUCAGAUGGAGAAUCCCGAUGGUUUUGAGGAGUACUGUACUACCUAUGCUGACUGCUCAGCUAAGUACCCUGAGGUUGUAGCUAAGUGGGAUGCCUUCUAUCAGGGUCUCAAGGCUUCGGUUGACUCGACCCUUCCUGACAACGAGAAGAAAGACGCACUCCUUGGUCUCUUCUGGGACGGCCAAAUGACCUCAAUGCGUACUGCUGCAGUGUGCAAAGCCAAGCAGAGCUCGUACUCCCCUGUGGAGACUUCUUUCGCCAACAACUGGAUGGUUUCAGCUGAGUAUGUAGCCGGAGCGCGUUUCCAUUUCAACCUGGAUAAUGCCGUCAUGUUUGCUGCUCCCAUGCCAACUCGACUUUUAAAGGAGGGCGAUAAUCCACCUGAUAUUGCUGAUCUUACUACAGAGGAGAACCACACACUAACUACCUUCUCCUGGAUCAAUAGCAUCAACAAUGCACUUGGUGGGACGCUGGUGAAUUUAUGGCACCGUGCCAUGUGCUCCGUGAGCACCAGAGAGAAGGGCAGAGACAUGAUGUCGCAGCUCAUGCUGAACCCUGCAUUCGCCACAAACACUUUUGUGUCCAUCAUCACUGAGAUGGUAAUAAACUGCUGA